AUGACUUCAACACUCAGUUCGAUCGCAUCAGAACUCGUUCCGAUCCCAUCGAGCGAAGCCUUGCCUACACCCACGUCCUGUUCUCCAGGCAUCGCUCCUAAUGAUCUCAACAUUACGGGACUCACAGGUCAAAUCUGUCAGGUCAACGUUCCUCCGAACGAUGUCAACAUCACAUCCUGCUGCAACAAUGGUGCUGAGGUCCGUGUCUUGAACGACUGCACUCAGUGGUGCGAGGCAGAUGAUGGGAGUGAUUUCUUCGACUGUAUCAACGACAUGGCCUCGUCGGCGUAUCCCUUCCUUGGUGGGCCAUGUGUAGUCUUGUCGGCAAGCUCGACUCCAACGAUGUCAUCAUCCCGCACCGGAAUCGCAUCGACACCGUCUACUUCCCCAGAGACUCAGACGCCGGAGUCCACCGAGGCGUCGCCUUCCACCACUGAGUCAGAAGAGGAUGGCGCUGAAGCAACGGAGACUCCCGAUGUCGAAGUAUCACAGCUUGCUGAUUAA
Messenger RNA from Alternaria viburni, 504 nucleotides. RefSeq lists its product as uncharacterized. The record is from RefSeq and is a predicted model, not a curated record. The transcript is spliced from 2 exons. Lineage: Eukaryota; Fungi; Ascomycota; Dothideomycetes; Pleosporales; Pleosporaceae. The coding region runs from base 1 to 504 and encodes 167 amino acids.